GUCCAACUCGUCGAUGCAGGAAGGACAGUGCUUACCCUGUCAGUCAGAGCUGUCGGCACAUGUCAGAGGUAAUGAAAUAUGCUUAGUGGUAGGCUACACCUGUGCAGGGUUUUCCAGCUACGGCAGCACCACCACAACGGAUUCAGGAGCCGCCUUUGGGUGUUUGAAGAUCCACAGACAAGAUGAUCUACAUCAUAAUGGGUGUCUCAGGUUGUGGAAAAAGCACCUUAGGGGCUCUUCUUUCAGAAAAGCUGGGCUGGCCCCUGCAUGAAGGGGAUAACUUCCACCCACAGGAGAAUGUUGAGAAGAUGGCUCGGGGUGAACCGCUCACAGACAAGGACAGAUUUCCUUGGCUUCUUAAACUACAUGAAGUCAUUCAGAGAGAGAGGUGUUCAGGCUCUGAUGCUUUUGUGGCAUGCUCAGCCCUGAAGCGCCUCUACAGACAGAUCCUGCUUUACGGCUCCAAAGCCCUCGCGUUCUCUUCCGGUCAAGACCAGGAGAUCCUGCCUCCCUCUCUUCCCGAUGUCUUUUUUCUCUUCCUACAUGGUGAGUACGAUCUCAUUUACCAGAGGAUGACGUACCGGAGGGGACAUUACAUGAAAGCAGAGCUGCUGCGGUCCCAGUUUGAAAUCUUAGAGCCUCCGUUGGAUGAGGAGAAUGUGUUGCCGCUGGACAUCAGGAUGGGCAUUACUGAUAUGGCCAAGGAGGUCGAAAAGCACAUUAUCAGAAUCAAGGCGUCACCAGUGAAGCCAUAACAACCUCAGCAGACUGAAAGAGAGGCUAUAAUCAUUAGCCUCAGUUUUUAGAAACUGAAAUGCCAGACUGUCAGUAGGUCCACCAGUUUGGUCCAGACUGAACUAUCUCAACAUUUACAGGAUGGAUUGCCAUGAAGUUUUGUGCAGAUGUAAAUGAUAAUUGGUGAUAAUUCCUGACUUUCUUCCAGUGGCAUUACAAGGUUAUGGACCUUUCAAUAUAGUGUAACUAGCCAAACAUUAUUUUUCAAAUGAAUUGAAUUGAUUGAUAGGGUCCCUACAGAAUGAAUUGUAAUAACUUUGGUAACUUUGGUAUCCUUCAUCUGAUUUGCCAUUUUAACUUCUUACGUCUUCAUGUUUAUGGUUAAAUACAUGAAAAACUAAUGACAUGCCCAUCAUCUUCAGUGUUAUUGUGUUUAGAGCUAUCAGAUGUUAACAUGCUGACACACUCAACUGAGAUGAUGAAUGUCAGCAUGUGUAGCACUGUCACUGUUAACAUGCAAAUGUUCAGAUUUAGCUCAAAAACACCACAGUGUCUAAGCAGAGCUUCUCAGAGCUGCUGGCACGACUGUGAACUUUUAAUCUUGUUAUGAUCCAGAGUUCGUGUCUGGUUCAUGUCUUAGUGAAGGUGAGAAGUAAAAAUCACUGUUACAGUUGUGGUGCAAAAUCACAGAGCCACUUUCGCAGCAGUGGGAUCUACACUCACGAGCGCUUCAGAGAAUGAAGUACAGAAUCUGUGUGAUCCUGUGGUGCAUCUCUGAUUCUGAAAACAUUUCAAGCACAGCCAAAGUCCAGUAUAUGCAGCAGAGUGUUUGACAUUGGGACCAAAAUGAAUGAAAUAAGUACCCCCAAUAAUAUGCAACAAAGAAAAUGGCUACAUGUACAUGUUAAAUCAGUUUGUUUGUAUUUUGUUACAUGUUUGUAACAGACAAGGAACAUUUACAAGGGAAAUUUGGCUUGUUGGCUUUGUAGGUACUGUGUUGAGCAGAUUCAUAACUGCACUGGCAAAGGUUAAUGAACAAAAAAAUGAACUGAUAAUGGCUUUAGUUGAAUAUUUUAUACCUUGUUUGAAAGUUUGAAAUCUUAUGUUCAAUAUUCAGUUUUAUUUUUGCAUUAUGAUUAAAUCUUUGAUGUGCUGACAUUUCCAUAAAACAGUGAACUAAAGCUGAAAUAAAUAAUUUGAUUAAUUGUUAA
This is a messenger RNA of Lates calcarifer (barramundi perch), 1946 nucleotides long. RefSeq names its product IDNK gluconokinase. Bases 183 to 755 code for a protein of 190 amino acids. The transcript is spliced from 6 exons. Gene Ontology annotation, cellular component: cytoplasm. Gene Ontology annotation, molecular function: gluconokinase activity. NCBI's taxonomy places the organism in Eukaryota, Metazoa, Chordata, Actinopteri, Centropomidae. The record is from RefSeq and is a predicted model, not a curated record.